UGCGCAUAUGCACAGAAGCGGUUCUCUUGCUCCUUUUCCUGUGGUAUCAAAAAUCAACAAAGAAAAGAAACGACAAUGAGAGGCUUUGGUAGAUUAAUGAAGCGGGCUAUCACCACCACUACUGCUUGCCGUUUAUCAGCUCGUCGUGCUAUACACCUUUCCUCUGCAAACCAAACGAUGUCGUCUUCUCUCCAUCGUGAUAACCACAUAUCUGAUUUCAGAUCAUUAAGGUCUUCUUUGCUCCCACAACCACGGACCCACUUCACAGGGCAGAGGAGAACAAUGUUUAUACAGACUCAAUCCACACCGAAUCCGUCGUCACUCAUGUUCUAUCCUGGGAAGCCUGUUAUGGAAGUUGGGAGUGUUGAUUUUCCUAAUGCUCGUGCUGCCUUGAAUUCUCCAUUGGCUAAAUCUCUUUACGGAAUUGAUGGAACUACUCGGGUUUUCUUUGGAUCUGAUUUUAUCACUGUGACAAAAUCAGAUGACGUGUCCUGGGAUUUGCUAAAGCCUGAAAUAUUUGCAGCUAUAAUGGACUUUUAUUCUUCUGGUCAACCAUUGUUUCUAGAUUCAGAAAUUGCAGCAUCAAAGGACACCGCAAUUCAUAAGGAUGAUUCAGAAACGGUAGCAAUGAUCAAAGAACUGUUGGAGACUCGUAUUCGGCCAGCAGUGCAAGACGAUGGUGGAGAUAUAGAAUAUCGGGGAUUUGAUCCAGAAACAGGAAUAGUCAAAUUGAAAAUGCAAGGAGCGUGUAGUGGCUGUCCAAGCUCAUCAGUAACUCUGAAAUCUGGAAUUGAAAAUAUGCUGAUGCAUUAUGUAUCAGAGGUGAAAGGAGUGGAACAAGAAUUAGAUGCUGAAGACGAGGAUGCAGCAUUAGCCGGUCAGACUGAAUAGUGUAAUAUCCUUUUCUUUUCUUUUUUUUUCCCCUGGUGUAGUUUAUUCAGAUGCAUGCAGGGAAAGAAAAAGAAAAAAAGGAAUUUUGGCUCUUGUACAGGAGAAAAUAAUGUUUGCUGGCUAUAUUUGCUCUAUUAUUGGUAGAGUAUGUCACAGUCCCUGUAACCUACGCUUGCAAAUGAAUGUAGAGCUGUAUGAAUAUUGUAGCAAGUGCAGAAAAGAUUUCUGGCACGUUUUAUUAAACUCCUCCGCCAUGCACGAAGCUAUAAAAAUAUUGGAUUUCGAGCUUA
Messenger RNA from Ricinus communis (castor bean), 1181 nucleotides. RefSeq names its product nifU-like protein 4, mitochondrial. The record is from RefSeq and is a predicted model, not a curated record. The coding region runs from base 76 to 891 and encodes 271 amino acids. The transcript has 6 exons. Gene Ontology annotation, cellular component: mitochondrion. Lineage: Eukaryota; Viridiplantae; Streptophyta; Magnoliopsida; Malpighiales; Euphorbiaceae. Gene Ontology annotation, biological process: iron-sulfur cluster assembly. Gene Ontology annotation, molecular function: iron-sulfur cluster binding; iron ion binding.